AUGCGAUCGAUUCUGCUGAUCGCCCUAUCGCUGGCGAUCGCAGCGUUCGCUGCUGUUCCCCGGAACACCAAACCGAACAUACAAGCCAACCGGCAGCUGAUCGAACAACUGUUUACCCGCCAGUUCGCUGGAGCAAAGAAGCAAACCCCAGUGAAGUCCGAUUCCGACUCCAGCACGCGGCCAAUUGUCGAGCACUUCUUCACAACCGAAGUGGACCAUUUCAAUGCACGAAACACCGACCAAUGGACACUGCGCUAUUUUGCUGCAACCGAAAACUACCGAGAGGGAGGUCCGAUUUUGAUUUUCCUUGGCGGCUUCCGUCCUAUCUCGCCGGAUCUAAUCGAUGAGACAACACUGAUCUACGAGAUGGCCCGCGAAUGGAACGGUGCGCUGUUCGCCUUCGAAUCUCGGUUCUACGGUCAGAGUCGUGUCACUGAGGAUUUGAGCACGGAGAACCUGGGCCUGCUGAGUGCAGAUCAAAUUUUAGCAGAUUUAGCCGAAUUUGUGACUUACGUGAAACGUGAACACAUUGGAGAUGAAACCGCAAGGGUGUUGGUUGCUGGUACCGAGCUGGGAGGAUCCCUAGCUGCUUGGUUCCGUAUCCGGUAUCCACAUCUGGGAAAUGCUGCUUGGGCUUCUAGUGCUUACAUGAAUGCUGUUUUGGGUUUCGAAGAUUUCUCGGAGGCUUGGGGAGAUGCGUUGAUCGAACACGGUAGUCAGGAGUGUUACAAUGAGAUCUUCGUUGCAUUCCAUGUAAUGCAAAAUCUGAUAGAUUUGGGAAGGGCUGAUUUACUCUUCGAGAAGUUCAAUAUUUGCUCGCAAAUUGACCCGGAGAACACCUUCCAAGUUCAGUACUUCUUCAGUAUCUUGAUGAUAUCGGUUGAAAUCUAUACUAUUCGAAAUAAUAAUUUGGCAGAUUUUGAUGAAGUGUGUGACGAUCUUACUGGAGCUGACGUUGAUACUGCCGUUGAUGCCUUCGCGAACUGGUUCAACACAAAAUGGGCCGUGGACAUCGGCUGUGUAGUAUCGGAUCCGGCACAAGCUGUGGAAAUCUUCCAGGAAACUGACUGGGAAUCAGAUUUCAACCAAAUGGGAGCUCGCCAGUGGAUGUAUCAAGAGUGCACGGAGUUCGGUUGGUUCUUCACCACGGAUUCGGCAUUCCAACCGUUCGGUGAUCGUGUUACGAUCGACUUUUACAUUGAGAUGUGUCGCCAAAUAUUUGGCGAUUGGAUCACCGAGGAAUCGAUCCAACGAGGCAUCAAUCGGGCAAAUAAUCGUUUUGGAGGAGCCAAUCCUGGAUCUAGUUUAACGCACUUCACCAACGGCGAUGCUGAUCCGUGGAGAAUGAUAAGCAUCACUCGUAAUAUUACAUCCGACGCGCAAGCCGAUGUGAUUAGUAAUCAGUUGGGUGGAUCAGACCUGCCUGCUCUCUCGCCAGAUGAUCCCUCAAAUGUGCAGGAAGUCAAGCGACGUUUGAAGACAACACUUGCCAGUUAUUUGUUCCCCUUCAGUCCUUGGGAAAGUGUGUAA
Messenger RNA from Sabethes cyaneus, 1530 nucleotides. RefSeq names its product thymus-specific serine protease-like. The record is from RefSeq and is a predicted model, not a curated record. The coding region runs from base 1 to 1530 and encodes 509 amino acids. Gene Ontology annotation, molecular function: dipeptidyl-peptidase activity; serine-type exopeptidase activity. Gene Ontology annotation, biological process: proteolysis. Lineage: Eukaryota; Metazoa; Arthropoda; Insecta; Diptera; Culicidae. The transcript is spliced from 3 exons.